AUGGCGCAAACUUAUCUCAUGUGGGUUGCUGGGAAAGAAGAGGUUGGAGAAGAGGAAUUAUUACCGGUAGAAGACCCUGCGACUGGAGAGACCUUUGCCUUUUGCCAUACGGCAUCAGCGUCAGAUGUUGAACGCACUAUUGCUCGCGCUGAGGCGGCCUUUCAGUCUGGCGUUUGGUCUAGAUCCUCGCGCCACUACCGCGCUGAUAUCCUGGACAAAUCUGCCGCGCUCCUUACAGCGUCGCUGCCAAGCCUCAUCGCGCUCGAGGUGCAACAGACUGGCCGCGCGAUUCGUGAGAUGAACGCUCAGGUUCCUUCGUUGGUGCGCUGGUUUAAAUAUUACGCCUCGCUUCUGCGUGUAGAAGAGCAGCCUGUCUUACCAACAGCGGGGAAGCUGCACAAUUUCCUCCAACGCGUACCGCUCGGUGUCGUGGUUCAGAUUACUCCUUUUAACCAUCCGUUGCUUAUCGCCGUAAAGAAGCUCGCACCAGCACUUGCCGCUGGAAAUAGCAUCAUCCUAAAACCGAGCGAGUUAACGCCGUUAUCGACACUACUGCUUGGUCGUAUUCUGAAAGAGGCCGGCGUUCCCGAUGGCGUUUUCAGCGUUUUGCCCGGAUACGGUGCUAUAACCGGAAAGGCACUCGUACAGCACCCUCUAGUAAAAAAGGUAGAUAUCACGGGGGGAACAAUAGCGGGUAGGGCAAUCGGCGGGAUCGUAGGCGGAAAUCUAGCAAGAUAUACUGCAGAACUCGGGGGUAAAGCGCCGUUGAUUGUAUUUGAUACGGCGGAUAUUCAGGUUGCUGUUAACGGGAUCGCGUUUGGUAGUUUUAUCGCCAGCGGUCAGACUUGCAUUGCGAGUACGAGGAUUAUCGUACACGAUAAAAUCUUAUCGCAACUGCUGGAGAAGCUCAAGGUAAAGACGAAUUCGAUUCUGCAACGCAUAGGUGCCCCUACAAACCCAGAGUCAACGAUGGGGCCUUUGGUCUCGGCAAAACAGCUCAACCGCGUCGAGACGUUAGUUGACGACGCUGUGAAUAGUGGCAAAGCAAAAGCAAUUGUAGGAGGAAGCAGGAUGCAUGGUAUCAGCUCUCUUGAUGGGACUGACUUCUCUAAGGGCUACUUCUACGAGCCCACGAUUCUUAUUUCGUGCGAAGGUGAUAGCAUUCUCGAGACACGCAUCUGGCGCGAGGAGGCCUUUGGUCCUGUAAUCGUGAUCGUGGGGUUUGAUACAGAAAAUCAGGCUGUUAAGCUGGCCAACGAUAGCGAGUUCGGUCUCGGAGCUGGAAUCUGGACCCAAGAUCUGGCGCAGGCUUUUCGGGUUUCAGAACAAAUCGACGCUGGUAUCACUUGGGUAAACACACAUCAUCGAAACGAUCCAAGUAGUCCGUGGGGUGGUACUAAGUUAUCGAGUGGUGUUGGAAGCGAAAAUGGUGUAGAUGCUUAUAAUGCGUACACAGCGAUUAAGAGUACCAUCAUCAAUUAUGCUUCAAGUGAAGAGUCACUCGUUACGGAUGACUGGUUUAAUGAUGGUACAGGGCCUAUAAGAUAUGGCUGA
This is a messenger RNA of Daldinia childiae, 1554 nucleotides long. RefSeq names its product NAD/NADP-dependent betaine aldehyde dehydrogenase. The transcript is spliced from 3 exons. Lineage: Eukaryota; Fungi; Ascomycota; Sordariomycetes; Xylariales; Hypoxylaceae. Gene Ontology annotation, molecular function: aldehyde dehydrogenase (NAD+) activity. Bases 1 to 1554 code for a protein of 517 amino acids. The record is from RefSeq and is a predicted model, not a curated record.